UAUUCGGUCGGGCAACUCAGGCGGCAGCUGUACGAGCACGCAGCCGAUUUCCUUGGAAUUGCGAUUGUUUGGGCAGAAUAGCAGCGAACAAUUUCUUAAUCUCAUUGUUGAAUCGCACGCCGCGUAGUUUGGACCUAUAGUGCAUUUUUCAAACGUUUAUUGCUGCUGCAUAAUUACUACGUUAUGUUUUCAGUUUUGGCGUUUCGAAGUGUGUUCAUAAAUAAUCCGUAAGCUAUGCUGGCGAUAUGUUUACCAAAUUUCGUCGGUCGUUGUGACUCAAGUUGAAAUGCCUUGUGAAUACGUGGAUCGUGAGGAGAAUUCAACAGUGUUAUGUCUAUAAAGUCUUUUUCUUUUAGUAGAUAGUGAUUUUAGUGUAAUAUUCAAUUAGCAAAAGACAAUGUCUAGCACAGUUCCGUCGAGUUCUGCCCUUAGGGCUUUAGCCCUAGAGUACAAGAGUCUGCAGGAGGAACCUGUGGAAGGGUUCAGAGUGAAACUUUGUGGAGAGGACAAUUUGUUUGAGUGGGAAGUGGCGAUAUUCGGCCCCCCAGACACACUGUAUCAAGGUGGCUACUUUAAGGCACAUAUGAAAUUCCCAACAGACUAUCCAUAUUCACCACCUUCAAUUAGGUUUUUAACGAAAGUGUGGCAUCCAAACGUAUAUGAGAACGGAGACCUCUGCAUAUCAAUCCUGCACCCGCCCGUGGACGACCCGCAGUCGGGUGAGCUGCCGUGCGAGCGCUGGAACCCCACCCAGUCAGUCCGCACGGUCCUCCUCUCCGUGAUCUCGCUCCUCAACGAGCCCAACACCUUCAGCCCGGCCAACGUGGACGCGAGCGUCAUGUACAGGCGCUGGCGUGACUCCAAGGGCAAGGAUAAGGAAUAUGAGAAUAUUAUAAGGAAACAAGCGCAAGUCGCGCGCAUAGACGCUGAAAGAGAAGGCAUCGUGGUGCCUCUCACUCUAGAAGACUACUGCAUCAAAACGCAAGUCAAGUCCACCACGCAAGAACCUCAGCUGGACAUGACCGAUUUCUACGACGACGACUACGACGACCUCGACACGUCGGACGAGGAGAUCGAGGCCGGCGAGGACGCCGACGACAGCGGCAACGGCGAGUCGUGAGGCCCGCUGCGGCGAGGCCGACACACCACUAGGCAAAUAUAACCUCUGAAGCCCCGCUGCAAA
Molecule: messenger RNA, 1183 nt
Organism: Cydia amplana
Lineage: Eukaryota; Metazoa; Arthropoda; Insecta; Lepidoptera; Tortricidae
Product: ubiquitin-conjugating enzyme E2 R2
Exons: 5
Coding region: 398-1120 (240 amino acids)
Biological process (GO): ubiquitin-dependent protein catabolic process; protein polyubiquitination
Molecular function (GO): ubiquitin conjugating enzyme activity
Source: RefSeq, a predicted model, not a curated record